Meriones unguiculatus (Mongolian gerbil) is the source of this 1037-nucleotide messenger RNA. It is a transcript of the gene Aspdh, whose product is annotated as aspartate dehydrogenase domain containing. The transcript is spliced from 7 exons. Lineage: Eukaryota; Metazoa; Chordata; Mammalia; Rodentia; Muridae. The record is from RefSeq and is a predicted model, not a curated record. Gene Ontology annotation, biological process: NAD+ biosynthetic process. Gene Ontology annotation, molecular function: NADP binding; L-aspartate dehydrogenase [NAD(P)+] activity. The coding region runs from base 95 to 958 and encodes 287 amino acids.
AGGGUGAAACUCCAAAGAUCAUUCACUUCCCAGGCCUAGUACAGGGGCCAGUGAGCACAGGAGGUCCCCACAGCAAGACACUACGCUAAAGGCCAUGGCCACCAGUAUGGUCCCCGGAGUCCCUCAGAAGGUGGGGGUAGUGGGCUAUGGCCGCCUGGGACAAUCCCUUGUGUCCCGCCUUCUGGCUCAGGGAUCAGAACUGGGCCUAGAACUUGUCUUUGUGUGGAACCGUGACCCUGGACGAAUGGCAGGGAGCGUGCCCCCUGCCUUGCAGCUCCAAGACCUCACUACCCUUGAGGAAAGGCACCCUGACAUUGUGGUAGAAGUGGCCCAUCCAAAACUAAUCCAGGAAUACGGGGUACAAAUUCUGCGCCAUGCUAACCUCCUGGUGGGAUCCCCUUCAGCUCUGGCUGACCAGACCACAGAGCAGCAGCUCCUGGAGGCUUCAAACCACUGGGGCCACACUGUGUUUGUGGCCCGAGGGGCCCUGUGGGGGACUGAAGACAUCAGCAGAUUGGAUGCAGCCGGAGGCCUCCAGAGCCUUCGAGUCACUAUGGCCACACAUCCUGAUGGCUUCCGGCUGGAGGGACGUCUGGCUGCAGCGCAGAGCAGUGGGGCCCGCACAGUGCUCUAUGAGGGCCCUGUGCGUGGGCUCUGCCCUUUGGCCCCCCGAAAUUCUAAUACUAUGGCAGCCGCUGCCCUGGCUGCCCCCAGUCUGGGCUUCGACCGUGUCGUUGCGGUGCUUGUGGCUGACCUUAGCCUCAAUGACAUGCAUGUCGUGGACGUGGAGCUGACCGGCCCCCCGGGACCGACAGGCAGCAGCUUCGCCGUGCACACCCACAGAGAGAACCCAGCCCAGCCUGGCGCUGUCACCGGUUCUGCCACUGUUACAGCCUUCUGGCACAGCCUCCUGGGCUGCUGCCAGCUCCCCUCCAGACCUGGGAUCCGCCUCUGCUGACAAUCUCCUCCCCCACUCCUCUUGCUGUCACCUCAACCACUAUGUGGCUCAGUAAACACCAAAAUUUUGUCCGCUGUUC